GAGUCACAUGAGUUUUCUCAUAGAACAACAUGGCCCCUAGCAUUGCAGAGAACAACACAUAAUCGGCUGAUUGGUUCUUUGCGGGCUAGUGAGUAAACCGCAGUAUCUUCCAUAACGUACCUUCCUACUAUGGGUGUGGACAAACUAUAUAGCUAAUCCGGUUUUUGGAAUAGUCUGCUGAACUGUCUACAGUGUCAUUUAAGCGCUGUUUGCUACUGAGGUGGAGUCAGAGAGUGAAUGAAAAGCUGAAAUCGCAACAUGUCACGGGACCCUUAUUUCUGUAUCGUAAUGCUGACUGAGAGACUUGAGGCUGGUCCGGAGUUGACAGCUUUCCAGAUGUCAGUGCACUCUAUCUCUAUGGAAGUGUCGUCUUUGAAGACACCAGAGUGGAGACAGUAGAGCAGAGGCAGUAGGGCCGUCGGUCACUCGUGUCAGGCCUAACGGGAGCCAUGGAGUGGCUUGUGACAGCAGUGGAGAGGGACCUGGGGGUAGACCGUCGGCAGCUGAGCCCAGGUCCCCGCCCUCAAGAGCUGGUGGCUUUUGUCUCGACACGGUGGGUGGUGGGUCUCAGAGAGAGGAGAGUCACCCGAUGCACUCGUGCAGAGAGCCUCAGUGAGGCAGAGCUCCGCACUUUCCUCCAGCGCUCCCAGGUGAAGCUGCCUCCUGGCUGGACACGAGUGUGCAUUCACGGGCUGAGGAAAGGCAAGCUGAGCUACAGGAUAACAAGAGAGCCAUACACACACGGAGACCCAGCUUCCAACGACUCUUUCAUGAAAACAAUGCAAGAAGUGUCACAGCAUAAUGUCAGGAACCUUUGGUGUGAGGCUCAUCGCAACCUGAUGCAGCCAUAUGCAGGCGUCACUGACCACAUGCACACGGCAGCCAUCGAUUCUGUGCGCCAAGCCUUGCAAAAACUGUUCAGCUCCACGUUUGUCUCCACUGACCGGAUAUCACCAUCCCUCUCCCCUGCCAGAGAGAAAGAGAAAGACAACCUCUUCCCAGCCAGCUCUUUCUCCACCUCCAAACGCCACUCAGACAAUCUAUGUCCUAAUGUGCUCCCAGCCGAGUGCUUGCUGGAGUCAGCAGACAUGCUCUAUGUGAUUCUACCCUACACCCAGUAUUCACUCCACGACAUAGUCUCCUACAGCCCAGCCAAGCUGGCCAACAGCCAUGCGAAAGUGCUGUUCAUCCUCUACCAGCUACUGAUCGCCCUGCGAGCGUGUCAGGCUGCAGGCUUGUCCUGUGGAGAUCUCUCCCUGCAGGACAUCGCUGUGGAUGAGCAGCUCUGUAGUCGCCUCAGGCUCAACCUGGCCCAUUAUGAAGAGCUUGGGGACAACAGAGAGGCGGACAGCUAUGUUACUGGGGGACAAGCGCCAAACAGUAUUCAGGUGAGAGAGAGUCCAGGUGUGGGAAGUGACAGGACGAUGUGCAGAGAUUGCUCCGAUGAGUUCAAGUCCCUCGUUAUGGACUGGGUCCAUGGUCGGGUGGGCAACUUUCGUUACCUGAUGGAGCUAAACAGGUUAGCUGGAAGGCGGGAAGGAGACCCCAAUUACCACCCUGUUCUGCCUUGGGUGGUGGACUUCACUGUGCCAUUCGGGAAGUUCCGGGACCUCAAAAGGUCAAAGUUCAGGCUGAAUAAAGGAGACAAGCAACUGGACUUCACCUAUGAGAUGACUAAAGAGGCUCUGGCUGCAGCAGGGGCUCACGGAGGGGUGGCUGGGGGUGUUGUAGGGGACCUGGGUGGGUCUGUAGGCGCUGGGGGAGCUGGGCUCUCCGACCACCUCCACGUGCCCCACCACAUCUCAGACGUGCUGUCAGACAUCACCUACUACGUCUACAAGGCCCGCCAGACGCCCAAGUCGGUUUUGUGCAGCCACGUGAGGUCACAGUGGGAGCCUAAUGAAUACCCAGCCAGCAUGGAACGCAUCCAGAGUUGGACUCCGGAUGAAUGCAUUCCGGAGUUUUACACCGAUCCUUCGAUAUUCCGCUCCAUCCACCCAGACAUGCCUGACCUGGAUGUGCCCCCCUGGUGCAAGUCAUGUGAGGAGUUUGUCGAGAUUCACAGACGUCUCCUGGAGAGCAGAGAUGUGUCCCAGCAUCUCCACCACUGGAUAGAUCUCACUUUCGGCUACAAGCUGUCAGGCAAAGAGGCAGUCAAGGCCAAGAACGUCUGCUUGCACUUGGUGGACAACCACACCCACCUCACAAGCUAUGGUGUGGUGCAAUUGUUUGACCAGCCUCACCCACCUCGCCUCGCACUUUAUUCCCCCCCAGAGCCCCCUCUCCUGGGCUUAGCUGCUCUCAAUGUGCCUUCUCUACAAAUCCCUUUGUUCAGCGCCAUGGCAGAUGCCGUAGAUGGGAUGGUCCCAGAGGCUACAGGCUGUGAGUCCAGUGGCUGGACUAUGGUGGACCGGGACGAGGACCUUGAACAAGGUAUGGAAGCUCUGGACUCCUUGGCCUCCACUGGCGCCUCUGUCACGGCAUCCUGCUCAACCCCACUGCCCCACGUCACCACAGCUGGGGGGAAGACAGGAGGGGAGCAUUUGGUGUCCCAGUCCCCCAUCUCCUACCCCACUGAGGGCUUGGGAGGUGCCACGAACCCCCUGGGCCCUGGCCUCCGUAGUGCGAAGCUACAGCUAGGGGGCAACAAGAAGCACGGGGAGGGCUUUGUGGGAGGUACCAACCUGGAGGACUUCAAGAUCACCCUGCCUGAAGGGUUCAGCCCAUUACAACCACUGGAAGAGCUGGAAAAACUCAACAACUUCCUGGUCAAGAGUCUGCACACCCAGGUGUGGCAACCGGCAGAGUCCAGGAAAGGGGUGGACCUGAGGAACGCUGCAGAGUCUUUGCCCUCUCUCACGGCGCUCUACCAGCGGGACAUGCAGGCCCUGGGUGUCCUCAUGGCUGAGAUCUUCUACUCGGCGAAGCUGCGAAGUGUGAAACCAGGCGCUCCGCUGAUGGAGCGUUUCCAUGCUGUCAUGAAGCUGUGCUCCGGCAGCCUGAGGGAGGUGCCUCUGCCUCUGCACCACGCUCUGGAGACCCUGCUGCUUCUGCGGAGACACCCCCUCAAAACCCACUUAGAGAAGCCUUGCCCUCGUCCACUCCUGUUCAAAUAUGACCCCAUCUACGAGGGUCUCCCUCCCCCUAACCCCUCCCAGCUGCUGAGCCCCUAUCUCUCCCCUCUGCCUUUUCCCGCCUAUUUCCCAGCCCUCCAUGGGUUCAUCUUCUCCUACCACACCAAGAUGGAGACCACCUGCAACCUGCAAGGCCGGGACGUGGUCUUCCACCUGUGGCAGCAGCUGGAGACUCUGUUACAAGGGAACGUCACCGCAGAAGGCCUUGAGAUCCUCCUCCCGUUUGUCCUCACCCUCAUGUUGGAGGAGUACACCGCCGUGUAUGCCGCCUGGUACCUCUUUGAGCCCAUCUCCAGAGUGCUGGGGCCCAGGAACGCUGCUAAGUACCUCCUGAAGCCCCUGGUGAGCGUGUACGAGAACCCGCACUGCCUACGAGGCCGUUUCUACCUCUACACGGACUGCUUCGUCCUGCAGCUCAUCGUGAGGCUCGGCCUGCAGGCCUUCCUGUCCAACCUCCUGCCACAUGUGCUCCAGGUCAUCACUGGCUUCGAGAGCUGCACCUCAGGCUCUGGGCCCCAAUGGGAGGCUUGUAAAGGCCUGAGGGGGGGUGCGUGUGACCUGGGAGAAGAGGAGGAGGACUACCAGCUGGGGGAGGGGGGCUCCUCCUCUGGGUCUGUCAGUGGGAAGGUGGGUGGGGCCAGUGGAGGAGGAGGCGGAGUUGGUGGCGUGGGGGACCCUGGGCUGGUGGACUACUCCUCGGGGAUCAGCCUCAACGACCAGGUGUUCCUCUCGGAGGGCGAGGACUUCCAGAACGGAUUCUACGUCAACAACGGGGGGGGAGGAGCUGCCGCUGGGGGGGCCAAACAGCAGAGCCAUGGUUCCACGAGCAAGGAGCAAGACCAGGAGUCGGUGAGCGUGGGGAAACUGAGCGAUAAGAGCAGUGCCAGCGAAGUCUCCCUGGGCGACGGAGACUCGCCGCGGGACAGAGCCAGCCUGAAGUCUGGUGACAGCAGCACAGACCUGAAGCAGGCCAGCGAGGGGGAGGAGGGAGGGGAGCUGGAGGAGGACACGGAGACUGAAGAGGGUAAGGAGGGGGGAUCUAAGGAGCACGUGCCCAGCCUGGAGCUCACCCUGUCUGGGUGCACCGAGACGUCGGGGGCCACCCUGGAGGGGGAGUUUGCAAACGGGCUGGAGCUGGGGGACAACCAGAAGGGGAUGGUUGGAGAAGAAGAAGAAGAGGAGGAGGAGAAUGACCCGUCGGAGGACUCUGAGGAGAAAGAGCACAAGAUUCUUCUUGACACGGUCUGUAAAACAGUAAGGUGGCUGUCUGCGAAGCUUGGACCUACGGUGACCUCUCGAUAUGUGGCCCGGAAUCUGCUGAGGCUUCUCACCACAUGCUACGUUGGCCCGGAUAAGCACCAGUUUGUGGCCCCUGUGUCAGAGGAGAGUACCCUGGAGGGGGUUGGGAUGGGCAGUGUGUAUGAGAAGAAGCCUGUGGUAGGGGACCAGACCGCAGGGCCAGUCCUGGACUGUCUGCUUUACAUCGCCCAUCUGUAUGGAGAGCCUGUGUUGACCUACCAGUACCUGCCCUACAUUGGCUACCUGGUGGCGCCGCCCUCGUCGUGCCGUUUGAACACCAGGAAGGAGGCGGGGCUUCUGGGGGCCGUGGUGCUGACUCAGAAGAUCACCGUCUUCCUGUCAGACACCACUCUCAUGGACAUGCUGAUGAAGAUCAACCAGGAAGUGCUCCUGCCCCUACUGGACCUGCUGACCUCUCCAAGAAUGGGGUUCCCCAGUGGAGUGCAGACACGUUCUGUUGUGUGUCUGAAGACCCUGAGCCUCAUGGCUCUCAUCUGUCUGCGUAUCGGCAGGGAGAUGGUGCAGCAGCACAUGGGCGACACCCUGCGCAGGUUCUUCAAUGUCUUCUCCCUGCUCAACUGCCUGGAGUCACAGCUGGAGAGCGCCCCUCGCAGGGAGGUGGGAGAGUGCACCAUGGUGGAUGUGUGUACGCCCGAGGGGUCAGAGGUCACGUGUGAGCUGGGGGUUCUGGAGGAGCUGCAGGCCGUGUUCAACUCUGAGAUGGCCCACGCCUCCUUCAUCCCCUUCUACUGCCUCAUAGGUGAUGCAGCGAUCCAUAAGCUGGUGCCCAACCAUGAUCUAGUCUGGCAGUUGGCCCAGUCAUACCAAGCAAGAAUCAGCCCGGGGAGCCCAGACACCCACCCUACUGCAGGGCCCAUGUCAGAGGUGCCCCCUUCCUCCUCCAUGGGCCUCUCCCCUGGCCUGGGCAGGCAUGUAGGUCGCAGCCCCUUCCCCGCCCCCGCCACCACCUCCACCCCCCUGUCCUCAGAUUCCCUCCCAGAGUCAGGCACCUUUGGAAGCCACCUGGUGGGCAACCGCAUCCAAGUGGCCCGGGACCCAGAGCUGGGGGCCAGCCCCAACCUGGGCCCCAUGGACACCUGGGGUCGCCCCAGUCACACAGGGCCCGUCAUCACCGCCGCCUCCACCUUCACCACUCCAUCCGCCGGGGCCUCGUUCACCUUCUCGUCCUCGUCCUGGGUGAUGGGCCCCACCCCGGAGGACAGCGCCCUGAAGCAGGAGCUCCCCAGGAGUGGGCGCUCCCUGCAGGGGAACUGGCUGGCCUACUGGCAGUAUGAGAUCGGCAUCAACCAGCAGGACCCGCACUUCCACUUCCACCAGAUCCGCCUGCAGAGCUUCCUGGGCCACACGGGCACCGCCAAGUGUCUGGCCCCGCUGGCGGGCGAGGACUACUUCCUGUCCGGCAGCAAAGACAAGACGGUGAGGCUGUGGCCGUUGUAUAACCACGGCGACGGGACGCGGGAGGUGGAGUCCCGGCUGACGUAUGCCGAGCACAGGAAGUCGGUGUUCUACGUGGGCCAGCUGGAGGCGCUGCAGGAGGUGGUCAGCUGUGACGGCACCAUCCACCUCUGGGACCAGUUCACAGGUAAGCAGAUCCGCUCCUACGAGGCCCUGGAUGGAAAGAACCCCAUCACGGCUGUGACCACCAUGCCGGCACCUCACUGCAGCGUGGUGUUCGGCAGUGCCGACUCUGUCCUCCGCUUCAUCGACCCCCGCAAACCAGGCCUGCAGCAUGAGUUCCGUCUGGCCUACAACAACGUGAGCGCAGGGUUGAUCCGCUACCUGGCCGUGAGCCCUGGAGGACGCACCGUGGCGGCGGGCUUUUCCUCUGGGUUCAUCGUCCUGCUGGACGCCCGCACAGGCCUGGUCCUGAGGGGCUGGCCCGCACACGAGGGGGACAUCCUGCACAUGAAGGCUGCUGAAGGCAACCUGGUGGUCAGCUCGUCCACUGAUCACACUCUGACCGUGUGGAAGGACCUGGAGCACAAGCCCCUGCACCUGUACAAGUCCCCCUCCGACCCCAUCCACGCCUUCGACCUCUACGGCCCAGAGAUAGUGGCAGGCACCGUGGCCAACAGGAUAGGGGUGUACUCCAUGAUGGACGUCUCUGCCAGCCCUGCCAGCAGCACCAAGCUGAGCUCGGAGAACUUCCGGGGCACCCUCACCAGCCUGGCUGUCCUGCCCACCAAGAGGCUUCUUCUCCUGGGCUCAGAGAACGGGGCCAUCAGGCUGUUAGCUUAAGCUAAGCUGGACGGCCUGGUGCAGACAUGGUCCGGCGUCCAGUCGUUAAGGACACUACUCUUCCCUGAGUGGGAUAGAGAGAGGAUUCACUGAUGAGGCAAAAGUUAGUCCCUCUGAACCGCUUUUUAUCGUGGAGGUGGAAGCACAUAGGCAGUAGUUGUGUAAGCGCUGUGCAAGGAGGACUUUGCACUUCCAGUGGUAGGAAAUGACCAAAUUUGAUGUAUUUUUUUUUUCUCAUCUCCAAUGACUCAUUGGUUGAUUUUCGUACAAAAAGGAGAUAAGGAAACAACACCAUCAAGAUGGAUCUUUUAAGCUUUUGGCCUGUCGACAGUGAUAAUGAGUACUAUCCUUAAUUAGGUCAAUGAUUUAAAUUCAAAAUAAUGGUUCAGAGACACAGCUCAGGAAGGUGGAACCAAACUUGGUUCUGAUGUAGAGUUUACACUUUCCAAACAGAUACAUACCAACACCAAAAAAUGAUGUCCCCCCUCCCCUGUCUUUACAUUACACAAUACAUCAGAUGCACUGAUUAACUAUGCAGUAUUUGUUGAUGAAAUUGUUUUUAAAUUUGUCUGUUAGCCAUAUGUCUUUCUAAAGAAUUAGAUUGUUCUCUCACUUUAAGAAUGAAUGAAUCAUGACCAAUAAAACAAUGCUAGGCCAUUUCCCUCCUGCGGUUGGGGGUAUCAUCUCCAUGACAACAUGCAUUGUAUGGCCCCCCCUGGGUGAGGGGGGGAAAACUCACGCUUGUGAUUGGUCAGCAUGUUGCUGCUAGGUGCCAAGGUCACUUGUAGUUGCUUAGCCUACUCCUACUAAAGAACCAUGGGCAUUACUUGUAGCACUUCAAUUCAGAUGUUCAUAUUAAAGUUUUAUGUUUUUACCAUGAAUCGUUAGCUUAAGAUCCACUUGAAGCUCUGAAUGUGCUAAAUACCAUUAAUGUUAAUGAUAUCUAUAUAAAUAUUGAAAUUGAUUGAUUACAUUGAGUCGAUUAAUGUACAGCUACAUGUUGACUGUUACAUAUCCCCCAGGCCCUAUAACCUUGCAUUGCAGCACUCGCUGCCAAGACUAAAUAUACUUUUGUAUGGAAAACAAUAUACCUUUCAUUUAAUCAUUUGAUGGCAAAUUAUGUUGCAGUAGUGCAACAUAAAUCAGUGGUUACCAAAAGACAUUCUUAUAUUUAUGAAUUAGUUCCUGAUUUAUAUAAUGUUGAUACAUAUUGACAGAUAUUUCUUGGUAUCUUAUUUUACAGUCUGGAUGUUUGAAAGAACAUGAUAUAUUAGCUAAUACAUGAUAACGACUAUUAGAAAAUAUGUAUAAUUCUUUAGAAAAGAUGUAUUCAGACUUAUCAUUUGCCACUAGUCCAUUCUGGGCUGUAAAAUAAAGCCUAAUCCAUAUGAUGUUUUAACUUGUUAGUAUUGUACUUGUGUUUUCUCCAUACCAUAAUGCCUGUUGCCAAGGUUUUAAUGCUCAUUCUUUACUACCCACUUAACUGUGACAUGUUUAUUUAAGUCUUCUUCAGCAUAGAUUCUUUUUUGAAAAAUGUCAACCUCGACUCAUUCAUCUAAUGUGUUCUCACAAGUCUUAUUCCAAUUUUCUAAUGUUUUCUGUGACUUUUGUAUAUAUCCUUGAGCAUUCAAAAAUGUAUGUUUUUCAAUUGAGAUUAAAUGACAUCUUGAUAAUCAGAAAUGGUCCAUACCAUGUCUAUUUAAAAAUUUAAUUGAGAGUAAUACACAAAUAAAUUGCUUUUUUUUAUUUAUUAACAGGUUUAAUAAAAUAUUAC
Molecule: messenger RNA, 8466 nt
Organism: Hypomesus transpacificus
Lineage: Eukaryota; Metazoa; Chordata; Actinopteri; Osmeriformes; Osmeridae
Gene: wdr81
Product: WD repeat domain 81
Exons: 13
Coding region: 450-6692 (2080 amino acids)
Biological process (GO): aggrephagy
Cellular component (GO): mitochondrion
Molecular function (GO): protein binding; phosphatidylinositol 3-kinase regulator activity
Source: RefSeq, a predicted model, not a curated record